Molecule: messenger RNA, 1217 nt
Organism: Notodromas monacha
Lineage: Eukaryota; Metazoa; Arthropoda; Ostracoda; Podocopida; Cyprididae
Source: the annotation of a GenBank genome assembly
CGCGCUGAUUUUGCAAUUAUUCUGGAGGAGGACCUGGACAUUUCUCCAGAUUUCUUCAGCUAUUUCAGCCAACUGGCCCCACUUCUGCUGGAGGAUGAUUCAAUAUGGUGCAUAUCAGCCUGGAAUGACAACAGCUAUGAGCACACAUCCAAAGACCCCAGUUUGUUGUACAGGGUAGAAGGGAUGCCAGGACUUGGCUGGAUGCUGCAAAGGACCCUGUAUCAGAAAGAGCUUGAACCCAGACUGAAGAAAGUGGAUUAUGAAGAGGUGAUUCAAGAAUUACUCUCAAGAGCGGAUUUUGUGAACCACACUUUGUCGCCUUGUGAUGAAAACUUUGUUCCAACUUCUGCAGCAGGAGAGGGAAAAACUUUUGUAGCCUUCAUUAAAAUGGAGAAUGAAAAGGAUUUUACCACUUGGCUGCAAGUGGCAAAGUGCUUUAAGAUUUGGGAUCUCGAUGCCAGGGGGUAUCACAAAGGAUCCUGGAGGCUUCAUGUGAAUGGAAGCCAUGUGCUCAUUGUUGGCACGCCGUUUUCUCCAUAUUCGAAACACAAGCCCAGGAAUUUGGAGCCAAUCCACUUGGAGCCAAAAGGAACCAAACGGUGAAGCAAUGGGCAAGAAGAUAUUUCUGGCUCUGGUCGGCAGAAAGUCGUGAUAUUUGCACACCCCUUUUGUGAUACCAAUGAAGAAGUUUUUUCUUCUUCCUCCACAUAGAGAAAGGUGAAAGAAAAAAGGCUGGGAAUUUUUUGUACCAACCCCUCGUUUUUUGUUUGUUCGCAAUUCGAAGGGAAGAAUCCUCAUAUACUUGGGGGGAGUUUGACUCAUGUCCUGACAAAACUUUUUUGAAAAGGGAAUAUUUUUAUUUUCUCUUCUGUGGGGAGUGAAGAAAAAAGAUGGAUUUUGUCUUCCUGGUGCAAACGCGCGGAAAAUAUUUAAUCUUGAACCCUUUUACUCUUCACUUCUGUGUUCCUCUGACUGACCCUUGAAAGGGGGAUUUGUGAUGAAUUCUCCUUUGUGAAAAAGGCAUUCGGUUUUCGUUUUUUAAACUAUUUGCUUUUUCUUAUUUUGUGCCAUGACAUGAAACUGUGUCCUCUCCAUCAAACCUUUUUUUUUGUGAAUUUGAAAAAGAAUGGCUCUUGAAUAAUGAAACCUUGUUCCCGCCAGGGAUUCCAUGAGAUUUCAUUCGACUGAAAGUGAGGAAAUGAAGAAUUUCUGUCAAA